AUGGAAGUAUCAAGACUCGAACGUGUUACCCUCGAUACCAACCUCUCUCCUUUCCACAUCGCAAGGCACCCCGGAUACAAGUUCUUACUCGAGGGACUAAUCUGUUCCUUGCGGGUCAACGUCAUUAUCCUCGACAAAUAUGCACCAGCCUGUUCCAUGCUUCUUCUCCAGUGUUCUGCUCGCGACGGCCACUCCGGAUGCUGGAAACUGCCUGGCGGCAAGGUCGACUACAACGACAAAACUUUACGUGAAGCUGCUAAACGGGAGGUUGAGAAAACGACUGGUAUAACUCGAUUCGAGUUCCUUGAUACUGUCCCAACCAAGACAAGGGACAGCUCAAAGAAUGAGGGAGUACAUCAAUGGCUUGGUUUCACAUUUCUUGCGACCGUUGAUGGGCAGUCUGGCUGGCUGGAAAGUAUACGUUCAGCGGAAGAAGAGCACCGAGUUUUGAAGUGGGUCACGAAGAGCGAUGUGUUGAGGAUGGAGAAGACUGUAUUCUAUGACAAUCACCUGGAGACUAUCCUCGGGACAUUUGAUAUUGUGGAGAAUGUAAUUAACCUAAGUCGGCGUGAGCCAUCUACUGCCACCCACCACGGCCUUGGCUCGCUGAAUGGAACGUCGACCUACACAGACUAG
Messenger RNA from Aspergillus pseudonomiae, 636 nucleotides. Its product is annotated as NUDIX hydrolase. NCBI's taxonomy places the organism in Eukaryota, Fungi, Ascomycota, Eurotiomycetes, Eurotiales, Aspergillaceae. The transcript has a single exon. The record is from RefSeq and is a predicted model, not a curated record. The coding region runs from base 1 to 636 and encodes 211 amino acids.